Molecule: messenger RNA, 1353 nt
Organism: Malania oleifera
Lineage: Eukaryota; Viridiplantae; Streptophyta; Magnoliopsida; Santalales; Ximeniaceae
Product: GCN5-related N-acetyltransferase 4, chloroplastic
Exons: 3
Coding region: 229-1095 (288 amino acids)
Biological process (GO): N-terminal protein amino acid acetylation
Cellular component (GO): chloroplast
Molecular function (GO): N-acetyltransferase activity
Source: RefSeq, a predicted model, not a curated record
CUGGAAUUGUCGAGUAAUGAAAUUUUUACUACAUGCGGAUUUUUGCCCCUUCUGAGUGCAGAAAGAAAAUUGAAUUUGGAAAAUUUCAUGACAUGUUCGCCGUCUUGUCUGUUUGUUGGUUGGUUAACUCAUGCUGUUCAUAAAGUGAAGGCAACUAAGAAUCUCCCACCCAUUAACUCUCUAUUGCCAUAAUUCCCCCCAAAUUCUGUGAGCAAGACCUCCACAGAGAUGCAGACCCCGCCCUUAGGCAUCACUGUGUCAUCAACGACCGCCACCGCCGCCGCUGCGACCUUGUCCACCCACGCUUCCAAAACUACACUCUGCAAUUUCAAGAAAUCAUCCACCUACCCUUCCAGGGUCCCUCAUCAAUCACCCUCUCUCUCUUCUCUCUGCAAAUCAGGAGUUUGCAAAGCCAGUCAAGUGGUUGAAUUAUUUCCAACCGUGUCUCCGGAGAUUGUUGUCCGUGAGGCUAGGUUUGAGGACUGUUGGGAAGUGGCUGAAACUCAUUGCAGCUCCUUCUUCCCUGACUAUUCUUUCCCUUUAGAUUUUGUGCUGAGAGUUGACCGUCUGGUGGGCAUGCUAUCGGGUUUCUCUGUACCUAAUGGUUGCAAGAGAACUUGUUUGGUUGCCGUCGUUGGUAGCUCAUUCGAUGAUUCCUUCCUCUUUGGAAGUGAAGACUUUAAAGUUGGAGGUUUUGACAGGAAAUUCUUUCUCAAUAAGGGGUAUGUAGUUGGGAUUUUAACAGUGGAUACCGUCGCUGACUUUCUUCCAAGAAAAGGACCACGUCGGCAGAGAAGGACUGGCAUAGCCUACAUAUCAAACGUGGCUGUUCGGGAAAAAUUUAGACGAAAAGGGAUAGCUAAGAAGCUCAUAACCAAAGCAGAGGCUCAAGCCAGGAAAUGGGGCUGUCGUGCCAUUGCACUGCACUGUGAUCUGAACAAUCCAGGGGCAACAAAGUUGUACAAAAGCCAGGGAUUCAAAUGCAUCAAGGUGCCAGCAGACGCAAACUGGCCGCAACCCAAGACCUCUCCAGAUAUCCAAUUCGGCUUCAUGAUGAAACUCUUAAACACCCCAAUCAGUGCUUGGACUGUUUAGGAAUACAUGAUGAAUUUUAAAGGGAGGGGAAAAAAAAAAAACCAUAUAUAAAGGCAAAAGUAUGAUAUAUGGCAUUGGCUCAUGGGAUUGGCUUAUUGUAUAUAUGCAAACCGUAGGAGUUGGUUCUGGUCUCAUGGUAUUGUGUUCAUUGUCCUUUGAUGUUUAUCCUGUUCCAAAACAUGUUUGUUUGUGCUAGUAAUGGUAUUAAGCCCUCUAGCAUUUCAUUAUUCAACUGUUCAUAGAAAAAUCAUUCCAACA